CACACACACCACCCAGCAAUAUAGAAAAAUUCCUUGUGCUCAAGUCUCCUCCUCCUCACUCAUUUAAGGUCAGCUGUUCAUCUCCUUAUUUGCACAGCUUCAUAAGAUCAAUGGCUGUGACAUGCCCCAUAUCCCCUCAGAUGAUUCUAUGGUACUCGAGCCGGAUUAUGAAGCCGGUCGGCUCGGUUACGAUGCUUGCACGCAACCAGCUUCCGGUCAAUACUAGAGCUACUGCAGUCCGAACCCGAUUGUCCUUGAAGAACCAGGUUUUUGAGGAUCAAUGUGAAGGUAUAGUAUGUUACCGAGAUGAGAGCGGGGAGAUCAUUUGCGAAGGAUACGACGAGGGCCCGAGAUUCCGCAGAAAGAUUCCGAGAACUGUCUGUUGCUACGAAGCCAGGGAUGCUGACAUCAUUGAUCUUCUUCAACAAAAUUGGCUUCAGAUUGCAGAAGAUGAUGCAUUAUACAAAGUGGAGGUGGGAGAUAUUUUACAAGAGGACUUGAGCUAGAAUAGCUUUUCAAACACCGUCGGUCGAGCGGCGGCUGACUUGGUCAAAAUGUUAAAUUUUUUCUUUGGAAUGGCUUUGUGAAUGUGAAGUGUAAUGUCAAAAAGGAGGAGGGUUUCUCCAGUUGCAGGAUAUGAAUUUUAAGCAUAAGCUAUAUUCUCCCAU
Molecule: messenger RNA, 668 nt
Organism: Rhodamnia argentea
Lineage: Eukaryota; Viridiplantae; Streptophyta; Magnoliopsida; Myrtales; Myrtaceae
Exons: 3
Coding region: 111-506 (131 amino acids)
Source: RefSeq, a predicted model, not a curated record